Anoplopoma fimbria (sablefish) is the source of this 1404-nucleotide messenger RNA. RefSeq names its product cyclic AMP-dependent transcription factor ATF-1-like. Gene Ontology annotation, molecular function: RNA polymerase II cis-regulatory region sequence-specific DNA binding; DNA-binding transcription factor activity, RNA polymerase II-specific. The record is from RefSeq and is a predicted model, not a curated record. The coding region runs from base 47 to 364 and encodes 105 amino acids. Gene Ontology annotation, biological process: regulation of transcription by RNA polymerase II. Lineage: Eukaryota; Metazoa; Chordata; Actinopteri; Perciformes; Anoplopomatidae. Gene Ontology annotation, cellular component: transcription regulator complex; nucleus. The transcript has 3 exons.
UGAAGGGGACGGUUUCUCUUGGAAAAAGCCUGGGAGUAGAUACAGUAUGGCUGUAACUGGGGAUGACACAGAAACAGGCAACUCAGGAGACUUGACUGCCUGCCAGCUGCGUAACACCAGCUCCAGCCUCCCACAGGAGGUGGCGGGGGCCAGCGCUCACAGCUCCCUGAAACCAGGAAACACCUUAAUGAAGAGGGAGAUCCGCUUGAUGAAGAACAGGGAAGCCGCCCGGGAGUGCCGACGAAAGAAGAAGGAAUACGUCAAAUGCCUCGAAAACCGCGUGGCCGUGCUCGAAAAUCAAAACAAGACUCUGAUUGAGGAGCUUAGAGCCUUAAAAGUCAUCUACCGACACAAAGUGGAGUGAUUCCUCUGAUUGUGCGGACUGCGUCGGCCUGCUUCUGUGGGGUGACUUGAAGAUUUUGGUUUUGCUUACACAGACACACAUGCACACACACGCACAAAUCCAUCCUUGUCCUUGCUGUAAAAAUGUGUUUAUACGAUGAUGUCAAUGUUUCUGGCUCUGAAUUCUCCAGUGCGUCACCACCAGCAAAAACAAGAACCUUGUGUCAGGUCAGGGCUAUUAUCACUGAAUUUUACAAGGAGCUCAUGUCCCUUUGAACAGGGAUGCUUCCAGAAAAUGCAGGAGGAGAAAGAAGGAAUACAUGCACGGAUCGGAGAGAGACACAACACUUUACUAGAGACAGAGAAUGAGAUGCUGAAGGCCGAGCUGCAGCGCUGGAUGACACACAACAUUUGAUUGCGCAGCCUAUGUAUGACACCAAGGCCUCUGCAGUUACCACUAUAACUGCACUGCAUUUUACAUUCCUUUUUUUCCACAUAAUUCUCUAUUAAAAUAGGCUCUAUUCAAAUAUGGCCUCAAUUGAUUGUCUUUGUGAUGGUCUGUUUUGCUAUGGAAAUGCUGCAGGAGCCAAAUGUUCACAGGGAAUCGGGGCUUCUCAGGGCAAUGUUUGUGUUUAAUGUUACUCCCCUUCAGAAACACAGAUGCAAGCACACCACCAGGAAUCAACAUCCACUGCAUUCAUCACCAAUAUCUCUUUGUAUUUAAUGUAAAGACCUACCAGGAUCUUUUGUGGCAUUAAUAUUUACUUGGGCAGAUUCACCCUGUAUUUUUUAUAUUUUUUAUUUAUAGCUUUGAAUACCGGUGCAUUGUUUGUCUAAAAAAAAAAGAAAACGAGUAUUUAUGUUAAUAUGCAUGAGUGUAUAUUUGGUUAACUAAUACACACAUUCGUGGAAUUAUAUUAACUUACUGUAUACGUGGCUGAAUUUAGAAGUUAUUUGUUUCACUUCUCUGUUGGUUUCUCCACUGCAACACCUUAGCUGUUGUCAUGUAAUGAUCACUCCUUCUGAUAUACAUUGUUUGUUAAUGUAUUUGCUUUAAUAAAG